AUGUUAUUAAUUACCGAUCCUUUUGAAUUGACUAAUUCUAAGCUUGAAUAGAUGGAAUUAAAAUUAACCUUUGAUGUCUAAUUUUUAUUAGGAAUAGAACUAAAUUUCAAUUCUCCAAGAAUUCAAUAGGCUAUGUAGAAUUUGAAUAUGAAAGAAGAAGAACUUAUUCAAAAGAAGUAUUCUACUUUCUAACUUCCAGAAGAAGAAUACUUUAUUACAGAACAAAGAUUUAUGUUGCAUUUACAUCAAGUGGCACAUAAAAGGAAAAUUUUAAUCAAACAGAGAAAUAAAAUUAAAAAAGAGGAAUUAGAGAUCUAAAAACUUGACUAAUAAAUGACAAGAUAAUUUUAUAAAUAAUUAUUAAUCAAUAAAAUUAUACAUAAAGUGAUGUUCUUAUUAAUUAAAACAUUGAAAAUGCAAUUUCUUAAUUAGAUAAAAAACUUGAAUUAUAGCAGCUUAAAAGAGAAAGAAAUGAAUAAAUGAUGAAAAAUAAAAUUAAAGAAUUGCUUGAAGAAGAAUUAAAGCAAAUUAAUGAAUAGAAAUUAAUGGAGGAAGAAAAAAAAAGGAUUGAUAAUCUAAGAAAAAAAUCUUUGAAAACUGUUAGCGAUAGAGCGCAUAGUUUUAAUAAAAAAACGGAAUUCAUUGCAAAAAAGCAUUAAGAAUAAAUUUUAGAAUAGCAAGAAAACGCAUUUUAAAAAAAGAGGGAAAAUUUGGAAAGGGAAAUGCUAUAGUAAAAAUACUAAUUUAAUUAGGUCAGAAGAAUAAAGAGGGAUAAGUCAAAGCAAAAUUAAGUAAAGAGAGAAAGGUUUUAAAGAUUGUGUAAAAUAAAAACAGACCAAUGACAGAAUUUAACAGUUAAAAUAAUAAGAAAUAGAAUAAUGCAAUUAACUUUAUAAAAAAAUUGAAUAAAAGUUAAAUAAAUCUCAUGCAAAUCGAAUUGGUUAAUAGGAUAACUAGAAAGCUAAUGUUAUAUUAAACUAAUCAUAGUUUAAAAUGGAUGAAACACAAAAAUAUCUUGAAAAAUAUAUAGAAAAAUAAAAUAGAUUCAGAAAAAAUUCUUAAAAUUCUUAAACUUCUUCAACUUAAACAUCAAACUUGAAAAAAAGAAAGAAUUUAAAAGAGUAAAUAGAAUUUCAAAAACAAGAUAAUAUUUCUUUUUUAGAUGAAAAUAAUUAAGAAAAAAUGUUAACUAAAUUAUUGUAACCUCAAUUAAAUAAGAAUAAUAAAUCUCGAAGUUUAGUAAAUUUAGAAAAAGUUAAAUUCUAAUAGUUAGAGAAAGUAAAUAAAGUCCUUGAAAAAUAAAGAUCUGGCAGUGUAGUUCAAUUUUAAAUUAAAGAAAAAAAGGACAUUUUAAGAGAUGUAAGCAGAAGUAUUUUCUUGAAAAAAAGUUUAUACUAAGAGCUUUAAAAUGAUAUUACUAAANAAAAUUAUACAUAAAGUGAUGUUCUUAUUAAUUAAAACAUUGAAAAUGCAAUUUCUUAAUUAGAUAAAAAACUUGAAUUAUAGCAGCUUAAAAGAGAAAGAAAUGAAUAAAUGAUGAAAAAUAAAAUUAAAGAAUUGCUUGAAGAAGAAUUAAAGCAAAUUAAUGAAUAGAAAUUAAUGGAGGAAGAAAAAAAAAGGAUUGAUAAUCUAAGAAAAAAAUCUUUGAAAACUGUUAGCGAUAGAGCGCAUAGUUUUAAUAAAAAAACGGAAUUCAUUGCAAAAAAGCAUUAAGAAUAAAUUUUAGAAUAGCAAGAAAACGCAUUUUAAAAAAAGAGGGAAAAUUUGGAAAGGGAAAUGCUAUAGUAAAAAUACUAAUUUAAUUAGGUCAGAAGAAUAAAGAGGGAUAAGUCAAAGCAAAAUUAAGUAAAGAGAGAAAGGUUUUAAAGAUUGUGUAAAAUAAAAACAGACCAAUGACAGAAUUUAACAGUUAAAAUAAUAAGAAAUAGAAUAAUGCAAUUAACUUUAUAAAAAAAUUGAAUAAAAGUUAAAUAAAUCUCAUGCAAAUCGAAUUGGUUAAUAGGAUAACUAGAAAGCUAAUGUUAUAUUAAACUAAUCAUAGUUUAAAAUGGAUGAAACACAAAAAUAUCUUGAAAAAUAUAUAGAAAAAUAAAAUAGAUUCAGAAAAAAUUCUUAAAAUUCUUAAACUUCUUCAACUUAAACAUCAAACUUGAAAAAAAGAAAGAAUUUAAAAGAGUAAAUAGAAUUUCAAAAACAAGAUAAUAUUUCUUUUUUAGAUGAAAAUAAUUAAGAAAAAAUGUUAACUAAAUUAUUGUAACCUCAAUUAAAUAAGAAUAAUAAAUCUCGAAGUUUAGUAAAUUUAGAAAAAGUUAAAUUCUAAUAGUUAGAGAAAGUAAAUAAAGUCCUUGAAAAAUAAAGAUCUGGCAGUGUAGUUCAAUUUUAAAUUAAAGAAAAAAAGGACAUUUUAAGAGAUGUAAGCAGAAGUAUUUUCUUGAAAAAAAGUUUAUACUAAGAGCUUUAAAAUGAUAUUACUAAAAUAAAAUAAAAUGUUUCGAAAAAUUACCUAGUAAAAUAGAUUUCUAAAUUGGAUUGUUCUGAUUUAGUUCAAAAAUAUAUUAAAUGA
Paramecium sonneborni is the source of this 2563-nucleotide messenger RNA. The record is from the annotation of a GenBank genome assembly. NCBI's taxonomy places the organism in Eukaryota, Ciliophora, Oligohymenophorea, Peniculida, Parameciidae.